UUUAUUUUCCUUCCCCAAUCUUCAACUAUUAUCCUCCAUUAUUCUCAAACUUUUUUCUCCAUAUAGCUUUAAAAUUUUCCUAUUCUUUAAUCAAAGUUGCAAUAAACUUGUAAGAUGGAAGAAAUUGAGAUACCUCAAUACUUCAUUUGUCCCAUAUCUUUACAAAUCAUGAAAGACCCAGUUACAGCAGUGACAGGCAUCACAUAUGAGCGUGAAAGCAUCGAGCAGUGGUUGAUAUCAGCAAAGCGCAACACAACCACGUGCCCUGUCACAAACCAGCCAUUGCAUAGAGACUCAGACUUGACGCCAAAUCACACGCUGCGUCGGCUAAUCCAGGCGUGGUGCACAGCUAAUGCAACAAAGGGUGUUGAUCGAAUUCCCACACCGAAAGCUUCUCUCGACCGAACCCAUGUACUGAAACUUGUGCGAGAGCUUAGAGUUGGUCAUUUGUAUGUAAACGCAUUGAAGAAAAUGGAAGCCCUGGCAACAGAGAAUCAACGCAACAAGUUGUGCAUGGCUGAGGCUGGUGUGGCUAAGGAGUUGUGCUUGUUAAUCAUGAAAUGUUUUAGAGAAGGGAGUACAAUUGGCCUUAAAGAAGCUCUUAGAAUUCUUCAUCUUAUAUGGGGUUCAAUUCCGAAACCGGAGGUUAAGAUUCUUGUUAAUGAAAACUGUGAUUUUAUCGACUCGUUGACAUGGGCUUUGAACUGUGAAAUUGAUAAUCAUGUUCUUGUGAAAAUAGAAGCAAUGUUAGUUCUGGAAAAGGCAAUUAAAGCUACAAAUUCAAGUCGAUUGGAGCGGCUAAGGCUUGAAUUCUUCAAAACCAUUAUAAUGGUAUUAAGAGGAAAAGUACUUUCUCAACAAGCUAUCAAAUCAGCCUUGCUUGUGCUAAUAGAAGCAUGCCCUUUGCGCAGAAACAGGUUCAAAAUAGUGGAAGCCGGUGCAGUUUUCCAGCUAAUUGAACUCGAACUUGAAAAAGCUCAUGAAAAGAACAUCACUGAGCUAAUCUUUAAUGUUUUGGCACAAUUAUGCUCAAUCGCUGAUGGGAGAGAACAGCUUCUAAGACAUGCAGGAAGCAUAGCAGUGUUGUCUAAAAGAAUCCUCAGAGUUUCUCCAGCCACAGACGACCGAGCUCUUCAUAUACUUUCAUUGAUUGCAAAAUUCUCCGCAAGAAAUGAUGUUAUUCAAGAAAUGUUGAGGGUUGGAACUGUGACAAAGCUUUGCAUGGUGAUGCAAGCAGAUUGUGCAACAUAUCUAAAAGAAAAGGCAAGAGGGAUACUUAAGUUACACUCUGUUGUGUGGAAUAAUUCUCCAUGUAUUGCUGUAUAUCUGUUAACGAGGGAGCAGAGGUAAUAAAUAUUUGGGAACUUUCUUUAGACUUUUCUUCUUGGUUUUACCAUUAUCUUUUUCUUUGUAUCUGUAUCCAAGCAACUGCAUACUAUAGCAAUUGUUGACCUUUAAUUGGG
This is a messenger RNA of Quercus lobata, 1463 nucleotides long. RefSeq names its product E3 ubiquitin-protein ligase PUB24-like. Gene Ontology annotation, molecular function: ubiquitin protein ligase activity. The coding region runs from base 115 to 1350 and encodes 411 amino acids. Lineage: Eukaryota; Viridiplantae; Streptophyta; Magnoliopsida; Fagales; Fagaceae. The record is from RefSeq and is a predicted model, not a curated record. The transcript has a single exon. Gene Ontology annotation, biological process: protein ubiquitination.